Molecule: messenger RNA, 828 nt
Organism: Thalassophryne amazonica
Lineage: Eukaryota; Metazoa; Chordata; Actinopteri; Batrachoidiformes; Batrachoididae
Gene: rnf4
Product: ring finger protein 4
Exons: 7
Coding region: 128-691 (187 amino acids)
Biological process (GO): positive regulation of transcription by RNA polymerase II
Molecular function (GO): transcription factor binding
Source: RefSeq, a predicted model, not a curated record
AGCGCUGGCGGAAGUCCAGAAGGAGACUGAGAAGCAUACGUUAUGUUUGGGUGUUAGCGGUUAUCCUGACAUACUAAUUGUCACGACGAUAAAACAAAGAAAUAAUCAAACAAAGUGGAACUUUGAGAUGAGCGCUGCUGCUCAGAGGAGGAAACAGGGGACAACACAAAGUCAUCGAGUGUCCCGACACAGCACCAGGACCAGCAGGAUCGCAUACGCCACCAGGGCAGCCCUCACCCGAAGGCAGGCUACUGCCCCGCCCACAGAAACCAUCAUUGUGAUGGACAACACUGAGGACAGUGAGGAGGUUGUGGAUCUGACCUGUGAUGGCUUAGAACUGGUGGAUGAAGGUCGUCAGAGCCAGAGAACCAGCAGGACAGAGAGUUGUUACGUAGUGAGCAGUGACGUCAAUGACGAUGAUGAUGAUGAUGCUCCUGUUGUCCUCAGUGAAGCUGCAUUGUCCACCCUCCGGGAGAACAGCAGAACCAGAGUGACUCCAGGAACAGUCAGCUGCCCCGUCUGUAUGGACACCUACACUGAGAUUGUGGACAGUGGCCGGCUGGUUGUUUCAACAAAAUGUGGACACAUUUUCUGCAGCAAGUGCCUGAGAGACGCACUGCGCCAGUCGCACACCUGUCCUAUGUGUAGAAAGACCCUGACCCACCGCCAGUACCACCCCAUUUACCUCUGAGACGCAUCUGGAGCGGGCUCCACCUUUCACAUUGUUGCUGAAACUAAAUUUCUUGUUGCUCAUUUCUUUUUAAGUUCUCUGUUUUGUUUUUGCUGUUGCUAAUUCAUGUUGAAAUAAAGUUGAAUGAAUUAUUUCUA